UCCGACAAAAGAGGCCGGAGAAACCACAAACCCCAGAAGGCCUCGCGUCCCUUCUUCUCCCUCCCCUCCAGGAGUCGGACUGCUGUUUUUGUUGUUGGUGGAAGGUGAGGGAACAGCUGAUCGGAGAGUGGGAGGAGGGCCGAUAUCUUCAGGGCAGGAUGGAAGAAUCAUCACUAAGCCGGGCACCUUCCCGAGGUGGAGUCAACUUUCUGAAUGUAGCCCGGACCUACAUCCCCAACACCAAGGUGGAAUGUCACUAUACCCUUCCCCCAGGCACCGUGCCCAGUGCCAGCGACUGGAUUGGCAUCUUCAAGGUGGAGGCUGCCUGUGUUCGGGAUUACCACACGUUUGUGUGGUCUUCGGUGCCCGAAAGUGCGGCUGAUGGCUCCCCUGUCCACGCCAGCGUCCAGUUCCAAGCCAGCUACCUGCCCAAACCUGGAGCCCAGCUCUACCAGUUCCGAUAUGUGAACCGCCAGGGCCGGGUGUGUGGGCAGAGCCCCCCUUUCCAGUUCCGAGAGCCAAGGCCCAUGGAUGAGCUGGUGACCCUGGAGGAGACCGAUGGUGGCUCUGACAUCCUGCUGGUUGUCCCCAAGGCCACCGUGCUGCAGAACCAGUUGGACGAGAGCCAGCAAGAGAGGAAUGACCUGAUGCAGUUGAAGCUGCAGCUGGAGGGACAGGUGACAGAGCUGAGGAAUCAAGUCCAGGAUCUUGAGACUGCUCUGGCAACCGCCAGGCAGGAGCACGCUGAGCUGAUGGAGCAGUACAAGGGGCUUUCCCGGUCCCAUGGGGAGCUCAUAGAAGAGAGGGACAUCCUGAGUCAGCAACAGGGAGACCAUGUGGCGCGCAUCCUGGAGCUGGAAGAUGACAUCCAGGCCAUCAGUGAGAAAGUGCUGACAAAGGAGGUGGAGCUGGACAGGGUGAGGGACACAGUGAAAGCCCUGACUCGGGAACAAGAGAAGCUCCUCGGGCAACUGAAAGAAGCGCAGGCAGACAAGGAACAAAGCGAGGCUGAGCUCCAAAUGGCACAAGAAGAAAACCAUCGCUUAAAUUUGGAGCUACAGGAAGCAAAGGGCCGGCAGGAGGAACAGGGUGCUCAGGCCCAGCGACUGAAGGACAAGGUGGCCCAAAUGAAGGAUACCCUAGGCCAGGCCCAGCAGCGUGUGGCCGAACUGGAGCCCCUGAGGGAGCAGCUUCGAGGAGCCCAGGAGCUCGCAGCCUCAAGCCAGCAGAAAGCCGCCCUUCUCGGGGAGGAGCUGGCCAGCGCAGCGGGAGCCAGGGACCGCACAAUGGCCGAGCUCCACCGCAGUCGCCUGGAAGUGGCCGGAGUCAACGGCAGGCUGGCUGAGCUCAGCCUGCACCUGAAGGAGGAAAAAAGCCAGUGGAGCAAGGAGCGUGCGGGGCUGCUGCAGAGUGUGGAGGCGGAGAAAGACAAGAUCCUGAAGCUGAGUGCAGAGAUACUGCGACUGGAAAAGGCAGUUCAAGAGGAGAAGACCCAGAACCAAGUGUUCAAGACUGAACUGGCCCGGGAAAAGGAUUCUAGCCUGGUGCAGCUGUCAGAGAGCAAGCGGGAACUGACAGAGCUGCGGUCAGCCCUGCGUGUGCUCCAGAAGGAAAAGGAACAGUUGCAGGAGGAGAAGCAGGAGCUGCUGGAGUACAUGAGAAAGCUGGAGGCCCGCCUGGAGAAGGUGGCAGACGAGAAGUGGAGUGAGGGCGCUGCCACAGAGGAUGAGGAGGCGGCCUCAGGGCUGAGCUGCCCAGCGGCUCUGACAGACUCAGAGGAUGAGUCCCCAGAAGACAUGAGGCUCCCUCCUUAUGGCCUGUGUGAGCGCGGAGACUCGGGCUCCUCUCCUGCUGGGCCACAGGAGGCUUCUCCCCUGGUUGUCAUCAGUCAGCCGGCUCCCAUUGCCCCCCACCUCUCAGGGCCAGCUGAGGACAGCAGCUCUGACUCGGAGGCUGAAGAUGAGAAGUCAGUCCUCAUGGCAGCUGUUCAGAGUGGGGGUGAGGAGGCCAAUCUGCUGCUUCCUGAGCUGGGCAAUGCCUUCUAUGACAUGGCCAGCACCAUCUUCCGUGGAGCCCAAAUUGCCCUGCAUCCCCUCUCUCCUGCCCCUUCCCCCUCCCCAGCCACCAGUGGCUUUGCAGUGGGUCCCUUGUCAGAGGCCAGCACUGGGGGCCCUGCCACCCCGCCGCCAUGGAAGGAGUGCCCCAUUUGUAAGGAGCGGUUCCCGGCCGAGAACGAUAAGGAUGCGCUGGAGGACCACAUGGAUGGACACUUCUUUUUCAGCACCCAGGACCCCUUUACCUUUGAGUGAGCUCACCCCUCGCCCCAGGACAUGCCCAGAUACACUUACACACAGACACACACUCACGUACAGACAUACACUUAGGUAUAAUAUCUUUCCUGAUACGCGGGGCUCCAUGAUAUUCUGUUCCCCAAGAACCGCUCUCUGAACCGUGUUCAUCCUAAGCUCUUGCCUUCAUCCUGUCCUGCCUGGGGCUCUUCUGUCCAGGCAGGGGCCCUCCUUGGAAGCAGUGGCUGACUUCACCCCCUGAAAGCGGUUUGGGAGGAACCAGGAUGGAGGAGAGCAUCCCCCGGGGGACUAGAAUCACCCCCUCCUAGCCCUGGUUGCUCUGUCACUGACACGAGCCACCACCCCACUGCCACCACACUGCCACAGACACACACACACACAGGCACUCGCACUCACUCUCUCACACACACACACUGCUGCCCCAAAGCCAAUUCCUGGGGCACCCCACCCACUUUUAGUCGGGGUCUGUGCCGGUUUACCUGGGUUUUCUCAGGGUCCUGCAUGGAGGCGGUGGCGGCAUGGGCAUCAUGGCCUCUUUGGGUCUCUCUCAGUUCUAAGUUUCAGUGGUUCUUUCUGUUCCCCCCCCCCAUCCCAGCCCCAUGGCCUGCACCCUGCCCCAGCCUUUCCCACACCAUUAGGUAUGAAGUUUGGAGGUUUCUUUUGUAUUUUUGAGGUUUUCUGUACUCUAGCUCCUGCCCCUCUCUGCCAUCCCUCCCCCAGUGUCCUCACAUGGAAAGAAAUAAUGCAUUUGUGCCUUCUGUGAGGGAUGGGGGGAACAAAGGGUCCCAGGUGUCCCCAUUUCUCACCCCUUCCUCCCUCUCCAGGUUCCCCCACAGCAAUAAGAGCUUUCCUUCAUUAUCCCUCCCUCGAUCUGUAGUUUGGACAAAUAUAUUUAUAUGAUAUGUAUACCAAUUCUAAUAAAAUGUGUUCUUAUCA
Mustela erminea (ermine) is the source of this 3245-nucleotide messenger RNA. It is a transcript of the gene CALCOCO1, whose product is annotated as calcium binding and coiled-coil domain 1. The transcript has 16 exons. The record is from RefSeq and is a predicted model, not a curated record. The coding region runs from base 159 to 2309 and encodes 716 amino acids. Lineage: Eukaryota; Metazoa; Chordata; Mammalia; Carnivora; Mustelidae.